AUGAAGAUUCCAUUUCCCCGUGUGAUGUUGUGCAUGAUGAUGCUCAGUGGUUUUGUGAUUGAAGCAGUGGUGGCAGUGGGAGUUCCGGUGGGAGCUCCGGCAGCAGCAGCAGCAGCUCCUGCAUCAGAGUGUUGCAAUGUGAUGGAGUUGGUUCCAUGUGCGAAUGCCUUCACGAGCUCAACGCCACCGUCAGCAGAAUGCUGUGAAAGACUGAAAGAGCAACGGCCACCGUGCAUAUGCGAGUACAUCACUGAUCCUGCUCUUGGAGGUUUGAUCAACACUCCCAAUGCAAAGAUGGUUAGUGACAGUUGUGGCUCUCCUAUGCCAAACAAUUGCUAA
This is a messenger RNA of Vigna radiata var. radiata (mung bean), 339 nucleotides long. Its product is annotated as non-specific lipid-transfer protein 2-like. Gene Ontology annotation, biological process: lipid transport. The record is from RefSeq and is a predicted model, not a curated record. The transcript has a single exon. NCBI's taxonomy places the organism in Eukaryota, Viridiplantae, Streptophyta, Magnoliopsida, Fabales, Fabaceae. The coding region runs from base 1 to 339 and encodes 112 amino acids.